Messenger RNA from Seriola aureovittata, 1513 nucleotides. RefSeq names its product SNF8 subunit of ESCRT-II (gene snf8). NCBI's taxonomy places the organism in Eukaryota, Metazoa, Chordata, Actinopteri, Carangiformes, Carangidae. Gene Ontology annotation, biological process: protein transport to vacuole involved in ubiquitin-dependent protein catabolic process via the multivesicular body sorting pathway. The transcript has 8 exons. Gene Ontology annotation, cellular component: ESCRT II complex. The coding region runs from base 344 to 1120 and encodes 258 amino acids. The record is from RefSeq and is a predicted model, not a curated record.
GAUCAGGAAGUGGACUAUUCCCUACCAAUCAAAAUGGAAACACUUGUACGGAAUUAGCUUUAAAUGUCCUGAAAUAUUCCCGAAAACUUGUAUUUUUCAGCCUUUAUCGAGUUUACUAUGACAGUAGACAGUUACUGUGAUAUGUAAUGUUUAGUUGAGAACUUCGUGUUGAGGGGAGAACCGUGAAUGUCGGUGAACUACAGUCACUACAAUAACAAACAUCCUUGUAGCUAGCUAGUUGUAACGCUAACGCUAUAGUUUUAUUUACUUUACAUUAUUCUGCGAUAAACACUAACGUAGUUUAGAUUUAACUUUUACAUUUUGUGACCGGACAGCAGCCGAAAUGCAUCGGAGAGGUGUUGGAGCCGGAGCUAUUGCCAAAAAGAAGCUAGCAGAGGCCAAAUAUAAGGAGAGAGGAACUGUUCUUGCAGAGGACCAGAUUGUCCAGAUGUCCAAGCAGUUGGAGACCUUCAAAUCGAACCUGGAGGAGUUUGCCAGCAAGCACAAACAGGAAAUCCGAAAGAACUCACAGUUCAGGGUUCAGUUUCAGGAAAUGUGUGCCACCAUCGGAGUUGACCCACUUGCCUCUGGAAAAGGUUUUUGGUCAGAGAUGCUCGGAGUUGGUGACUUCUAUUAUGAGCUUGGUGUACAGAUCAUUGAAGUGUGCCUGGCCCUGAAACACAGAAAUGGAGGGCUUAUCACUUUGGAUGAACUCCAUCAGAGAGUACUGAAAGGAAGAGGUAAAUACGCUCAGGAUGUGAGUCAAGACGACUUGGUCAGAGCCAUAAAGAAACUGAAGGUGAUGGGGAAUGGUUUUGGGAUGAUUCCUGUCGGUGGUUCCUACUUGGUGCAAUCAGUACCAGCAGAGCUCAACAUGGACCAUACUGUAGUUCUACAGCUGGCCGAGAAAAAGGGAUACGUCACAGUGAGUGAGAUCAAGGACAGCCUUAAAUGGGAGAAGGAGCGGGCUUGUCAUGUCCUGGAUCACUUGCUAAAAGAAGGCCUGGCUUGGUUGGACUCUCAAGCAGCUGGAGAAGCGCAGUACUGGCUGCCUGCUCUCUUCUCUGAGCUCACAUCCCGUGAUGUCACACCAGAGGAAGCCAAUCAGAUGACACCGUAAGAAAAAAAAAGAAAAAAAGUGGGACGGACCUGGACCACGAGCUGCUGACAGUUUUAAAGACAUGUUGGUAAACAAAAUGUGCCUGGUGGGAAGGAGCAUGUGAUGGAGUUGGCUGGUUCACUGGAGCUGGCAGGGAGGGUGAACUCUCUGUGAGAUAAUUUUCUGGACACGAGGAGGGAAAACUUCCCUCAGUAACCUCUAUGCAACGAGUGCACUUGCAUUAUUACAGAGUGGCUGGAAGCAGCUUGAUUUCCAUUACACUGCAAAUGAAAUUGAGUGUAAGAUCUUGUCUUGUAGUCAUGGUUAACGGGUCUUUAAUGAUAAUUCUCAAUGCACAUAACAUGUAACUGUUUCAUUUUUCAUGUAUAAACAUAAACUUUGAAGAAAAGACAA